Molecule: messenger RNA, 4376 nt
Organism: Gigantopelta aegis
Lineage: Eukaryota; Metazoa; Mollusca; Gastropoda; Neomphalida; Peltospiridae
Product: unconventional myosin-VI-like
Exons: 32
Coding region: 142-3894 (1250 amino acids)
Biological process (GO): endocytosis; actin filament organization; vesicle transport along actin filament
Cellular component (GO): myosin complex; cytoplasm; endocytic vesicle
Molecular function (GO): microfilament motor activity; actin filament binding; ATP binding
Source: RefSeq, a predicted model, not a curated record
GCGGACGCACACGCCUGUUUGCCGAUUGGGUGUUCCACCGGUGUGUGCCCGUACUAAAGGACGUCGUUGAUGUGAAAGUUGAUUUUAAUUUCUGUUUCGAGUUUGUCUAGAAACACAAGGUUGAUCAUCUAAGCCUCCAUCAUGGAUGGUGGGAAGAAGGUGUGGGUCCCACAUCCCAUCGAUGGCUUCAAGCUUGGGCGGAUUGUGGACAUCGGCUCAGACUCCAUAACCAUCCAGCCCUUUGAUGCCCCAAACACUACGAUCAAUGCCAUUUAUGACCGAACAUUUCCGGCUGAAGAAUAUGACAACAAAGAUUGUGACGACAACUGUGCUCUUAUGUACUUGAACGAAGCCACUUUGCUGAACAACAUCAGAAUCAGAUACAUGAAGAACCAGAUUUAUACGUACACUGCCAACAUCUUGAUAGCCAUCAACCCUUACUAUGAGAUCCCUGACCUGUACACCCCCAGCACCAUUCAGAAAUACAGAGGAAAGUCCCUGGGAACAGUGCCGCCACAUGUCUUUGCCAUUGCUGACAAAGCAUACAGAGACAUGAAAGUGACGAAAGUGAGCCAGUCCAUUAUUGUCAGUGGGGAAUCAGGAGCCGGGAAAACAGAGUCGACUAAAUACAUUUUGAAAUAUCUGACUGAAUGUUGGGGGACCCAUGCUGGUCCCAUUGAGCAGCGUAUCCUGGAGUCAAACCCCUUGCUGGAAGCUUUUGGAAAUGCCAAGACUGUCCGAAACAACAACAGCAGUCGAUUCGGAAAGUUUGUGGAGAUACAUUUUGAUAACAAGAAUUCUGUUUGUGGUGGAUUUAUUUCCCAUUAUCUCUUGGAAAAAUCACGUAUCUGCACUCAGACCAAGGAGGAAAGAAAUUAUCACAUUUUCUACAGACUCUGUGCCGGGGCUCCAGAAGAUUUGAGGCAGAAAUUAAAACUGGGGUCACCUGACCAGUUUCAGUACUUGAAGUUUGGAUGCACUCAGUACUUUUGUGGGCGGGAAUCGGACAAGGCAAUGAACCAGAAUCGGAAAAGCCAACAGUACUUGAAGAUGGGCAGUCUGCACGACCCGGUGAUUGAUGAUGUGAAGAACUUCAAGGUGUGUGAUGAAGCCAUGGCCAAGAUGGGCCUGUCUCCGGGUGACCGCCAGCUUGUGUACCAGCUAGUGGCGGCUGUCCUGCACCUGGGAAAUGUGGCAUUUGAAGACAACACCGAAGACUCUAAAGGUGGCUGCAAGGUGUCGAGUUCAGCCGAAGAAUCUCUGGAAAUAGUUUCCAGGCUGAUUGACGUUGACAAGCAGGAGCUGCGAGAUUCUCUGACAAGUCGAGUGAUGCAGGCGACUAGGGGUGGAACUAAGGGCACGGCUAUCAAGGUUCCUCUGAAAACCUUUGAAGCUGCAAGUGCCCGAGAUGCCCUGGCCAAGGCCCUGUACUCCAAGUUGUUUGACUACAUUGUAAACCAAGUGAACCAGUCCAUUCCUUUCACAUCAUCGGCAAACUACAUUGGAGUUCUUGACAUUGCUGGUUUUGAGUAUUUCCAAGUGAAUAGUUUUGAACAGUUCUGCAUCAACUAUUGUAAUGAAAAGCUGCAGCAGUUCUUCAAUGAAAGGAUCCUUAAAGAGGAACAAAUCCUGUAUGAGAAGGAAGGGCUGAAUGUGAAGAAGAUUAACUGGACAGAUAAUCAAGAUUGCAUCGAACUGAUAGAGACGAAGAGUUCUGGGAUCUUCGAUCUGCUGGAUGAAGAAAGCAAGCUGCCAACCCCGAGUAAUGACCACUUCACCCAGGAAGUACACACACGCAACAAAAACCACUUCAGACUGAGUGUGCCAAGAAAGUCCAAACUGAAGUUCCACCGAGAUGUACGAGACACUGAAGGUUUCCUCAUCAAACAUUUUGCUGGAGCUGUCUGCUAUCACACGAACAAGUUCCUGGACAAGAACAACGAUGCCCUCCAUGCAUCCCUGCAGUUUCUCGUGAUGGACAGCAAGAACAAACUGGUCCAGAAGCUGUUUGAGGGCAUGGAGACAACAGCUGGAAAAUUGGCGUUCAUUAGUGUUGGAAGCAAAUUCCGCAAGCAGCUUGUUGUCCUCAUGAACAAGCUAAAGAGCACGGGCACCAACUUUAUCCGGUGUAUCAAGCCCAAUGGGAAGAUGACCGCUCAUCAGUUUGAGGGAGGCCAGAUUCUGAGUCAGCUGCAGUGUGCAGGCAUGAUAUCUGUGCUGGAUUUGAUGCAGCAAGGAUUCCCAAGUCGGACCCAGUUUUCUGAACUGUACAACAUGUACAAGAGGUACCUGCCACCAGAGCUCUCACGCCUUGACCCAAGACUUUUCUGCAAGUCACUGUUCAAAGCUCUUGGACUCAAUGAAAAUGACUUCAAGUUUGGUCUGACCAAAGUGUUUUUCCGCCCGGGGAAGUUUGCCGAGUUUGAUCAGAUUAUGAAAAGUGAUCCGGAAAAUCUGGCAGAACUCGUCAAGAAAGUCAAACGUUGGUUGCUCUGUUCUCGCUGGAAGAAAGCACAGUGGUGUACACUGUCUGUUAUUAAAUUAAAGAACAAAAUUGCAUUUAGAGGUGAAAUGCUUAUUCGCAUACAGAAGACAGUUCGCAUGUGGAAACUGGCACGCAGAUUCAAACCAAAGAUGGAGACCCUUGGUAAACUGAAGGCAUCAUCAACCCAGCUCAGUAUGAUGGAACAGAUUGUCGGCCAGCUGAAGAAAGAGAAAGAUGUGGCCAUGAAGCAAGUCAAAGAUCUGGAGAAUUCUCUGCAUGCACUUGUACAGAAAAUCAGGAGCACCAACAUGACUCGUGAACAGCUGAACCAGUGUCACAACCAGUUCAUAUCCAACAUGGACCAGGUGCUCGGCAACCUGAAGAAGAAACUAGAAAACCAGAAGAAUGCAGAGGAACAAGAGAGACUACGGAAAAUUGAGGAAGAACGAGAAAGAGAAAGAAAGAGGAAAGAAGAGGAAGAAAGGAAGAGGAGAGAGGAAGAAGAACAAAGAAAACUUAAAGCUGAGAUGGAGAAGAAGAGGAAGAAGGAGGAGGAAGAGAAGAGGAAACAGGAAGAGGCUGACAGGAAGGCAGCGGAAGAACUAGAGAAGCAGUUGGCUGAAGAAUCCAAAGCUAAUGCCCAAAGACAACAAAUGUUGGAACAGGAGCACCGAGAUCGUGAGCUGGCUUUACGUCUGGCCGCCGAGGACCAGACCGAGGUCGAGGACAUAACUCUUCCACCUCCACUGAAGAGAUCAGAAGCGGUGCAGACAUUACGACAACAACUUUCUGCCAAGAAAUUUGACCUUCAGAAAUGGAAAUAUGCAGAACUUAGAGAUGCAAUCAAUACUUCAUGUGAUCUAGAACUUUUGGAUGCUUGCCGAGAUGAAUUCCAUCGUCGAUUGAAGGUUUACCAUGCCUGGAAGUCUAAAAACAAGAAGCGAACAGAUAAAGAUUCGGACCAGAGAGCGCCCAAGGAACUUGUUGAAAAUGAAUCUUCUAGGUCUGCAGAAAACAGCUUGCAGAAACAACUCAAGGACCAGCCGGACAAUGCCGAACAGCGAUACUUCAACAUCCCAUUCUCACGCCCCGCCGACGAGUACAGGGAAGAGAGUGGGACCAAGAGUCACGGUCAGUGGUACGCCCACUUUGACGGCAGGUGGAUAGCGCGACAGAUGGAAAUCUACCCAGGGAAAACUCCCAUCCUACUGAUAGCAGGAAAUGACGACAUGCAGAUGUGUGAGCUGUCGAUUGAUGAGACUGGAUUAACCAAAAGGCGUGGAGCCGAAAUCCUUGAAAAUGAGUUUGAGGAUGAAUGGGAAAAACAUGGUGGAGCAGCACUGUUAAAGAAGAAUGCCAGCAAAAUAUCAUCGAAAUUUCUUCAAAAGAAGCUAGGCAUAGCCAAAUGAUAAAAAUGUCUUAUAUUUAUGUAAAUGUCAUUAACAUUUGCCAUCGUGGACUUUAUUAAUUUUUAAAAUGUUGUCUGCUUUGCUAAUUGUGUCGGAUUACUGAACUUAUUUAUUGUCUAAUGAGUAAAAUGAUGAGUGAAUAAAGUUACAGGCAAAAUUGUCUGUAAUUUAGAUCAUGCCAUUGAUUUGCAACAUGCGGUCUUUAGAAUUAAUUGCAAUACUAUAGAUAAAAAGUAAUAAUUAAAAUUAAUGCAUUCGUAUGGAGAUGGGUUUAUAUCUGAAGUGGAUUUUAUAUAUUGGUGUCCUUAAUAACAGUAGGUUCAGCUAUAUAUGAUUGAUGCUUUAUUAUGAUGCAAGCUCAGACCUGUCAACCUUUAGUCAAGAGAAAGCAGGAGGUGUGUGUUGAAAAAGCAGGAGAUUUUGUCAAAAAGCAGGAGAUUUUUUAAAUUCACACAAUUUAACCCAAAAUCGCAAGAUUUAAA